AUGGAGUUCAUCAUCAAAUUUGCCCAGGCGCACGAAACCUUCAGGGUAGCAGAGAUACAGGCUCUGGCGGAGGUUGAAGCUGUCAAUCUAGAAAUUGUACAUUAUGAGAACGACUCACCUUUGUGUAUAGUUCGACUGGAGUCCCCAGAACAUGCCGCACGGCUGGUACGCCGCUCCAUUCUCGCACAAUCAAUCCACCAGCUGUAUGGAUCAGGCGAUACUUUGGCACAACUGCAUGAUAAUCUACGAAAUCUAGACAGUUCAGUCUGGAAGCAGUAUGAACAAUCGUCAUUCAAAUUUGUCAUUGAUUCGUACCAGGGAUCUCGACCGAAUGCCAAACGCCUCGAACUUAUCAACUCUUUCAGCUACCUACCGCUCAAGGGCAAGAUUCAGAUGUCCAAACCGGAUGAGAUAUUCACAGUAUUUGACAUAUGGCCAUUUGAUAGCGUGCCGAUGGGAAUUGAAAAUCCAACAAAAAUAUUCCUCGGCAGAUAUAUUGCGAAUUCAUCUCGCGACGUGGUUCUCAAGUUUGACCUGAAGAAGAGACACUACAUAUCAACGACAAGUAUGGAUUCAGAGCUUGCCUUAAUAACGGCAAAUAUCGCACUCGCAGCCCCUGGAAAGAUCUUCUAUGAUCCGUUUGUUGGUACUGGGUCAUUCCCCGUGGCUUGCGCACACUUUGGGGCCAUGGCAUGGGGCAGUGAUAUCGACGGACGAAGUAUCAGAGGAGAAGGUGACGGCAAAUGUCUUGUGAGCAAUUUUGAACAAUAUUCACUCCUGGGGAGAUUAGGAGAUGCGUUUGCGGCCGACAUUACAAACAGCCCUAUCCAACCAGGCCGACGAAUUUGGGACGGAAUUGUGUGCGACCCCCCUUACGGUGUGCGAGAAGGCCUCCGGGUAUUAGGCGUUAGGGACCCUGAGAAAACACCAUGGGUUAUCGAAAAAGGCAUACAGCUUGCAUCCUCACCUGACUUCAUUCCCCCAAAGAAACCGUACAGCUUUUUUGCCAUUCUCGACGAUAUACUGGAAUUUGCGGCACAAACCCUGGUAGAUGGUGGACGACUAUCUUUCUGGAUGCCUACGGCAAACGAGGAAGAUCAGCAGAUACCACCGCCAACACAUCCCCGAUUAGAAACAAUAUCAAUUUGUAUCCAGUCGUUCAACAGAUGUAAGUACAUAAGCAAUUCAUAA
Messenger RNA from [Torrubiella] hemipterigena, 1191 nucleotides. NCBI's taxonomy places the organism in Eukaryota, Fungi, Ascomycota, Sordariomycetes, Hypocreales, Clavicipitaceae. The record is from the annotation of a GenBank genome assembly.